Molecule: messenger RNA, 2991 nt
Organism: Rhizoctonia solani
Lineage: Eukaryota; Fungi; Basidiomycota; Agaricomycetes; Cantharellales; Ceratobasidiaceae
Product: Retrotransposable element Tf2 protein
Exons: 2
Coding region: 1-2991 (996 amino acids)
Biological process (GO): DNA integration
Molecular function (GO): nucleic acid binding
Source: RefSeq, a predicted model, not a curated record
AUGUUGUGGUUAAAAAAGCACAACCCCCAAAUCUUGUGGGAAAAACAUACACUUGUUUUCAAUUCCUUAUAUUGUUCCAACAAUUGCCUAGCCACGCCUGCUGUUUUAGAACUUAAUGCAGUAGAAGAAAUCCCUACCCCUUAUCAAGAAUUUGCUAGAGUAUUUUCGGAGGAAGAAUUGUCAAAGUUACCACCUCACCGUCCUUAUGAUAUCGCCAUUGAAUUACUCCCUGAUGCAAAACCCCAACAUGGUCCCAUUUAUAGCCUAGGUCCAAGGGAGGAUGCGGAACUCAGGGAAACUCUCAAAAAGCAACUCAAGGCAGGACUGAUUCGACCCUCAAAGUCGCCUAUGGCUUCUCCAAUCUUAUUCGUUAAGAAAAAGAAUGGUAAAUUGCGCAUGUGCGUGGACUACCGGCGCUUAAAUAGCAUGACCAAGAAAAAUGUGUACCCGUUACCCCUGCCACAGAAUCUUAUUGAGAAACUACAAGGCGCAAAAAUCUUUAGUAAAUUUGACCUUAAGGCAGGAUACAAUUUAGUCAGAAUCAGAGAAGGUGACGAGUGGAAAACAGCUUUCAAGACAAAGUACGGAUUAUUUGAAUACUUGGUUAUGCCCUUUGGAUUAACAAAUGCACCGGCGGUCUUUCAAGACAUGAUGAAUGAAAUAUUCCAAGACCUUCUGGACGUCUAUGUCAUUAUCUACUUAGACAACAUUUUAGUAUUUUCUUUGAACAAAAAAGAUCACGAGGCCCACGUGCAAGAAGUACUGAAGAGACUACAGGACAAUAAUCUCUUCUGUAACAUUGAAAAAUGUCAUUUCCACGUCAAGAAAAUUGAUUACCUAGGGUUCAUCAUAUCGGAGUCUGGCAUAGAAGUUGACCAGUCAAAAGUCACGGAUGCAAUGAAUUGGUCGACACCUAGGAAUGUCAAAAAUAUUCAGGAAUUCUUAGGAUUUGUGAAUUUUUAUAGACGAUUCAUCCCCAACUUUGGCAAUAUGGCGCGACCUUUGUACAAUCUACUCAAGAAAGACAACCCUUGGAAGUGGGAAUCAACAGAACAGCACUCUUUUGACAGUCUCAAAAAAUGUCUUACGUCAGCACCUUUACUAUUACAACCGGAUACCACAAGACAAUUUUAUGUGGAAUGCAAUGCGUCGGAUUACGCCACUGGAGCUAUAUUAUCCCAACACAAUUCAGAAGGGAAAUUAGCACCGGUAGCCUAUCUAUCCAAAUCCUUAUCCCCAGCUGAAAAAAAUUACAACAUUUUUGACAAGGAAUUGCUAGCCGUUAUUAGGGCAUUCAAGGAAUGGCGUCAUUUGUUAGAAGGGUCAGAGUUACCGGUCCAAGUUCUGACGGAUCAUAAGAACUUGGAGUACUUCUCCACAUCACAGUCCCUAAAUAAACAACAAAUCAGAUGGGCAAACUUCUUAGUCGAUUAUAAUUUCCAAAUCAUCUAUAGGCCUGGGGCACAGAAUAAGAAGGCGGACAUACUUUCACGGCGCUAUGAUCUGGUACCCCUUGAAGGGGGGGUAGAGAACCAGGUUCUCCUAAAACCGGAACUUUUUAUUUCAUCAAUUACUCCAGAUCAGGAAAUCAAUGACUUAAUUGGUGAAGCAAUCUACAAGGACGACCGCCUUAAGGAAAUUUUACAUAAGCUUCAGAACAAAGAAAAGGUCACAGAUUGGGAGUUAAAAGAAGGACUGUUAUGGCAUCAGGGAAAGAUCUUUGUACCUAGAGACAACACCAUUAGGAACCUUGUUCUAGAAUCUAGGCAUGAUGCGUUAGCCGCAGGACACCCAGGACAAGCAAGAACACUAGAACUUGUUUCAAGGAGUUACUAUUGGCCGUCCAUGAAAAAAUUUGUCAAUUCUUACGUCAGCCACUGCGAAACCUGCAUUAGAUCAAAACCCACAAACCAAGUACCUACAGGUCUACUAAAACCCUUACAAAUUCCGGAACAACCUUGGGAAGACAUAGCAUAUGACAUGAUCGUAGGAUUACCAACCUCAGAAGGCUUCGACGCGAUCCUAACAUCCACAGCAUCCGCCAUUGAUAUUGCCAACUUAUUCAUCACCUAUAUAUGGAAAUUACAUGGUCUCCCCAGAAGCACGGUUUCAGACAGAGGCCCCACAUUUAAUGCCAAGUUUAUUCAACAUUUGUACAAAAGGCUGGAUAUCAAACCAACCUACUCUACGGCCUACCAUCCACAAACGGAUGGACAAACAGAACAAAUACAAAGGGAAGCUGAAAUCUUCAUCCGCAUGUUUGGAAACCACCAACAAUCUGAUUGGGUAUCACUACUACCCCUGGCUGAGUUUGCCCUUAAUAACCUGAAACAAACCUCUACGGGCAAAUCUCCAUUUCAGAUCUGUUAUGGGUUGAAUCCUUGUUUCUCUGUAGGACAAAAAUCAGACGAAUCAGUUCCCAACGCAGAUGAGCAUGCGGAAUUCCUAGAAAAAGGCUACGAUGAAGUCAAGGCCACAUUGUCAUUAUCACAGGAAAGAAUGAAACACUUCUAUGAUCAACGCCAUAGGGAAGAAGAAGAAAUUCAAGUAGGGGACAAGGUCUGGUUGAGUCACCAAAAUAUAACCACCAACAGACCAUCCAUCAAACUUAGUCAUAAGAAACUAGGCCCCUAUCUUGUGAUUGAAAAAAUUGGAUCACACGCAUAUAAAUUGCAACUACCUCACACAAUGCGCAUACACCCCGUUUUUCAUAUUAAUCUUCUAACAAAAUUCCAUCCCAACCCUCAUGGACGAGAUCCUCCUCAACCUGCACCUAUCAUCACAGAAGAAGGAGAAGAGGAGUAUGAAGUAGAGAAAAUCCUGGAUAGCAAAUGGAAGGGACAAGGAAAGGCAAGGAAGUUAUGGUAUCUAGUGAAAUGGAAAGGAUACGAUGAGGGAAGCAACUCCUGGGAACCGGUUGACAAUGUGGGAAAUGCACAAGAAGCUCUAGAAGAAUUUCACAAGGAACACCCUGACGCAGUUGGAGCUUGA